This is a messenger RNA of Fusarium redolens, 4431 nucleotides long. RefSeq lists its product as uncharacterized. Lineage: Eukaryota; Fungi; Ascomycota; Sordariomycetes; Hypocreales; Nectriaceae. The transcript has 6 exons. Gene Ontology annotation, cellular component: telomerase holoenzyme complex. Bases 154 to 4113 code for a protein of 1319 amino acids. Gene Ontology annotation, biological process: nuclear-transcribed mRNA catabolic process, nonsense-mediated decay. The record is from RefSeq and is a predicted model, not a curated record. Gene Ontology annotation, molecular function: telomeric repeat DNA binding; telomerase RNA binding; protein binding.
AAUGGGCGACGGCAUGAGCGCGUAUGACCCCGUUUUCCAGACUUUUUUUCAUUUUUUGCACCCUAUAUGACCCUUGUCAAGUCUUUAUCUCCGAUUUUGACCUCAGCCACAGCAGCUUUAUCGCUCUUCCGGUAGGAUCCUUUCAUCUGUACCAUGGGUUCUGAUGCAUCCAAAAAUCCUCCUGCUUACUACCUUACGACCGACUCCAUGGUUCAAGGCAAUUCUGAGGUGGCGGUCGCAACACAACUCGACGGUCCAUCAUUGCUGCGUGACAAUGGGCGUAGUGAAAGCCACGAGGGCACCAAAGCAGAUGAAUCGGAUGAUGGGACAGCUACUUCCACCGACCGCGAACAUGAUACCAACGAUACUGCCAAGCCGGAUGCCCAGUCCGUAAAAGCCAACAACCAGGACCUACCGCUUGAAUCGCAAGCGAUGGUCGAACCCAUCAAGCAGGUCAACGCCCUUACGCCUUCCAACGAUCAACUUCUGGCCAAAUUGAAGGACAUCUACGCCAAGCUAUCGGUCGUCCAAGACCAAUGCGAAGAACUGGACUUAGCUGAGAUGCACCCAAGGGAUGGCCUGCUGGAUAUCACUAGGUACCUUUCGAUACUUCCGAAUUCCAUGUUGAUGCUGCUUCAGAAUAUCCAAACGAGGCUAGAUGAUACAAUUCGCACUUGGUACAUCAAGGCUCACAAAGAUGCGACAGAUGGAGAUAAGAAGCCGUUGACUAUUGAAUCGACCAGGAAUUUCCCUGCGACUUGCGAUGACUCGUCCACGGCCGCAGAUACCCGGUCUAUGAACACUACAGACAGCCCCGCGGCCUCGGAGGAGGCCCGUGACCAUCCCCACGUGUCAGAAAAGACUGCUUCUCAAGUUGGCAGCUCCGAGGAUCUUCUGCAUGGAUUCAUGGUGGCUCUAGAGCAGUGUGCCAUGAAGCAUGGAUGGUCUGAGUAUGAGGGAAUAGCUGCGGUCACGACGGCAGAAAUUGGCGAAGAAGGACGCCAGAAGGUGAUAGAAGAAAAACGCUUCCUCAUCAUCGGACACGAGUUGGUCGAGCAAAUCUUAAGAGACCUCCAGUUCGCCAAGGAGAAAGCAGAGAAGAAGGCCGCAUCCACAGUGAUCGGCGUCGCCUCAAGUUCGGGGUUAGAGUCCUUAUCGUCUUCUUCGGCUCCAGAUAAGAGACCCAAGACCGAACUGCCAACCUUAGUUGAGUUUAGGCGGCUGAGUGACCAGAGUUUGUACAAAAGGUUUGGCAGGGAUUACUAUGUGUUCGCUGGUAGCCAAUGGAUCCGCAGUCUCAAUGGGGAGAAGAUGUCAGCUCUCUUUGCGGUUCAUCGCACACUAUUACACGAAUACUAUGCCUUUUUCCUAGUAUCUCAGCACCCCAGCGCGACGGAAGAGCUUAAAAUGCUCGCAGCGAAGUAUGCCAUGCCGGCAAGAAUGUGGAGGCACGCCGUAUGCCCCCUUCUCGAGAUCUUUUGCACACGACUUGUCGAGUCUAAGGAAUUUAUGGAUGGUUAUAUCAUCGAGGCAUACAGUAUGAUGUCAUUACUGCAAGAGACUGUCCCGCGCUUCCAUAACACUUGGGUCGAAUGCAAGGCGGAUUUGGCCCGAUAUGGAAUGGUCACCCAAAGUGAUGACCGUCAAGCUACCCAGCACUGGCACGACAUUCCUAAAGAGCAUUACACUCAGGUCCAGAGCGAGAACCCCGUGGACGGUCGUAUCUACUACCAGCUGGCCAUGAUGGCGCGGCCCCAGAUUCGGCUUUCACCUGACGAAGCCUUCGAUGCCGCUGUGUCACAGCUUUUCUACCACACCAAGUCCCUCAUGGUAAAAACUCCGUAUUUCGCCGGGCGACGAUCUCUGUUGAGCGUUAUCCAACCGAUUGUUACCCGAAAUGAGGAGGGCGUCCCCCAGACCGACAAAGACCACUUCCUUACCGCUGUUUCUCACCUGAUUCUCGCUUCUCUGGAACCCGAGACUCUCAGAGGAAAUGGCUAUAAGGAGAGGAGGAACGAUCAUGUCCAGGCUGUAUAUACGGCACUAGAGAAUAUCAAGAUUGGUGCAACGGCCAAGACAUCCAGAAUUUCUCCAAGCCCCCAACUCGGCCUCUUGCUGUGCCAGUUGCUUCUGGGAAUCCCACUUGUCGAUCAAAGAUGGAGCCCCAUGAUGACGGCGUGGGCCCCCGGCCUUGUGACGGCCGAGGACCGCGCUGAUUCUGACGCAAUGGCCAACGCGAGGGAUGUUCACGAUGUUACGGUCGAGCUGAUCCACACCAUGAUUCCUUGCCUCUUGGAGGAUGUAGAUACGCGUGACUUAAAGGUGUGGGGAUUCAUCUACGUAAUCCUGGUCUUCAUGCGCUCCAUGAAGACACGACCCAGUUUGCUGGAAUGGCUCGGCUCGGCAUUCCAUCCGCACGUUCUGGCAUCCUUCCUCAACAUGCUUUUGCGUGAAGACGAGACUCGCGGCGACGCUGCCUCAAAGAGCGCAUCCCAUUCGGAACUCGUUACAAUUUGGUCGCCGCUUAACGAGAGAAAAAAGCCGGACAAGUACGGAUUCAGUACCGAAGACAGCAUCAAAAAGUUCUUGUGCGCAAAAGAGGAGUGUACGGCCCCGGGCGGAGAGACCACCGUGGAAGAGGCUAUGGCCAUUGACACCACACAUGAUAGAGACUCGGAACGGGGGUACGCCAACGUACUGCCGGAACACAACUUGCUUGUCGGCCACUUCUUUGCCAGACAGGCUGGGCUUGAACCCCGUGACAAAUCCCAGGAGAACCCCACCGAAAACGCCUUAGCCGUUGCCUGCCCACCAGCCCCCGAACCCACCCCAGCGACCGUACAGGCUGUCGAAGAAACAAUCGUUGAUCAAGCUCAUAAGGUAUCUCGAACAUAUUCUGAGCCAGACAAUGAAAGGGAACAUGAAUUUCUGGCGGUCCCUGAGUCGGAGGGCAAAGCACAAAAGGGUAGGCAGAUGAAGAGAAAAGCAUUAGAGGCACCGCCAGCAGAAGUUCAAGUGAAGGAGGCAGAAGCAGUGGAUGUAUCACUGGAAGAAGUGGAGAGGAAGGAGAGCCAAAACGAGGAUACGCGACAGCAAGACGCCCUGACCAAAGAGGUAGAAGCCAAGAAGGCAGAAGAGGGAGCCAAGCAGAAGCCGAGAGAAGCCGAGAAGGCGCGACUUGCAGAAGAGGCGAGGAAGAAGAAAGAAGCUGAAGAGGCAGAAGUGAGAAACUUGGAAGGGCGGCUUCGUGACCCCCCUCUCUUCCUCGGAGACUGGUUCAAGAACUCGAAAUACGACUACCACGAAAUGCAGGUUCACAACUAUGUCCAAAGCGCCGAGAUGCAUUACGAUCGAUCAAUCCAGAUUUUGUGCUUAGCUUAUCAGCUGAAAGGGCACUUCUUUGUCUUUGAAAUCGACGAGGAGGGACGUCAUUGGACCGGCGUUCCUGGAGCCUCAUCCAUACCAAAGCCUGACCCAAACAAGAAGAUGCCGGAAAUCAUCGAGCGAGACGGGGGCGCCAGAGUCGUUUAUGUCCAUCCGUCCUUCCAUGCUGCCGAGAUAGAGAGGGAGAUGAAGAGAAUAGCAAGGGAAAAGAGGAGGCAGAAAGAAAAGGAGGAAGCCAAGACUAAUACGGACGUGUUCACAAUUACAUAUGUCCACGAGAAGGCCGAGGGCGAUGCGGAAAUGCAACUUGCACACUCCGAGAAGCCGAUCAGCCACGAGGCACCAGACGCCACGGCUGUGGCAUCCGUCAUGGUAUCAGACGACGGCGAUAGUGAUCUGAUUUCGGCUCUCAAUACGCAGCUGGAUACGGCCACCCGUUUUGGGACAUCCACCACAGCUGCUGAUGAGCUAUUGAGUAUCCAUGGGACUGAGCAUACUGAGACCAAGGUGGAGGCGGUGCUCCCAAUGCGGGGCGUGAAAGACUCGAAAGAUACAAAGGGCAGCAACACAGAUCCGGACACAGCCGUAGCCUCCACAGUAGUCGCCGAAAAGACAGCCACUGAACCGCAGGCCACGGUUCAGCUGAGCAAGGAGAUGCUCGACAAUUUGCCAAGAGUGCAGAACCGUUUCAAGGCUAUCGAGCUCUGGAGAGAUGGAGUAAGGUCCUAGCGCGGCCGAGGGCCAUGAACAGUGAUGACGACGAGGACACCUGGGAACGCCUUAGCAAUGGAGACGCCGAGUCAGCGACAAGGUCUGUGUUUUCGUGGUUCGUGCUUGGGAGAGAGGCAUAGGAAAUUCUUACGAAUACUGUUUAAUGUAACGCUGUUCCUACAUGAUACAUUUAUAAGCCUAUUGUAUCACACUGCACAGCAACUAAAUCAACCAUUUGUUUAGGAAUAGGCAUUACUGUUAUUUAAUACUAGAACUAGAACCAGAUUUUGUAGAAACCUUCAACCUUUAGGCAUCCUUCGAAACAAACAGGCCAUC